Gopherus flavomarginatus (Mexican gopher tortoise) is the source of this 2215-nucleotide messenger RNA. It is a transcript of the gene PRRT2, whose product is annotated as proline rich transmembrane protein 2. Bases 537 to 1352 code for a protein of 271 amino acids. The record is from RefSeq and is a predicted model, not a curated record. Lineage: Eukaryota; Metazoa; Chordata; Testudines; Testudinidae. Gene Ontology annotation, cellular component: membrane. The transcript is spliced from 4 exons.
UGCUAGCCCAGCCCUGCCCCCCAGCUCUGCCGGUGCCCCUCACUCCCGACCCACAGCCCCCUGCUAGCCCAGCCCUGCCCCCCAGCUCUGCCGGUGCCCCUCACUCCCGACCCGCAGCCCCUGCCAGCCCAGCCCUGCCCCCCCAGCUCUGCCGGUGCCCCUCACUCCCUACCCGCAGCCCCUGCUAGCCCAGCCCUGCCCCCCUCCCCCAGCUCUGCCGGUGCCCCUCACUCCCGACCCGCAGCCCCUGCCAGCCCUGCCCCCACACCAGCUCUGCCCCUCCCAGGAUCUGCCCCAUAGGCGGGGGGGCGGGAGCGGGGCGGCUGUAGCUGCAUGAGACCGGGAGUGAAUUGGGGGGGGGGGGGUCAGUCAGCCCCAGACAAAGCGGGGGGGGGGUUGCCUCCCUCCCUCCGCUAGCGCGUUUCCCUCGCUCGCUGCAUCCCGCCUCCCGCGGGGGGGGGGGGGCGGGGAGCUUGUCUGCAGCCGCCGCGCCCGGGUCCCCCCCAGCAUCUUGUGCAGCGCGACAGGGUCCCCCAAUGUCGGAUGACACGGAAAAGAAGGAUGAGUCGCCCCCCACGGGGCCAACAGAGCUGCAGCCACUGGUGCCCCAGAGUCCCCCCCCAACCCCACUGCCCCUGCAGAGUCCCCCUUCAGCCCCACUGGCCCCCCAGAGUCCUCCCCAGAGUCCCCUCCCGCCCCCACAGCGUCCCCCCUCGGCCCCAGACACCUCCCCAUCAGCCCCAGAUGUUCCCCCCUCGGCCCCAGAUGCCCCCCCCUCAACAGCAGUAACUGUGAUGGUGGAGGAUGAGGGGGAGCCAGAGGAGGGGCCCCAACAAAAUGGACAGGCUGUGGGUGUGGGGGGUACCCCCUACUCCCCCCAUGCCUCCCCCCCUGCCCCAGGCCCCUCUGGUGCCGUCAGGCCCCACCCGCCCACCCCAACACCUGCUCGCUCCAAAUCAGCCUCCCUGGGCGAUCUGGGGGGCAAGGCCUGCGCGAGCGGGGGGCCACGGAGGUGGGGCAGCCUGGUGGGGUCCCAGGUGCAUCUGGCAGGGGCAGGGUCGCCCCGCCCCAGCCUGAGCCGCCAGCCCUCGGGGACCGAAGGGGGCCCGGAGGCGGAGAAGCCGAGAGAUUAUAUCCUGCUGGCCACCCUCUCCUGCUUCUGCCCCAUCUGGCCCAUCAACAUCGUCGCCUUCGUGUACUCCGUCAUGUCACGGAACAGCCUGCAGCAGGGGGACCUGGACGGGGCGCGGCGGCUGGGCCGCGUGGCCAAACUGCUGAGCAUGGUGGCCCUCCUUGGGGGCAUCGUCAUCAUCAUCCUCUCGGUCGCCAUCAACUUCGGCCUGUUUCAGUGAAGACGACUCCGUGCUGUCCCCAGUCCUCCAACCCAGGAGCCCCCACCCAGCACCGCUCUAAUGGGGACCAAACAGCCAACCCUCCGGGGGGGGCCGAGGGGGCAGAGAGGGGGAUUACGGCCGCCGACAGAGGGGUGCGGCCUCCAAUCCCCCUUCCACCUCGGGGACAGCGCCAGAAAAGAAGACCAGGAGAGAAUGGAGGAAGAAACCCCCCUCCAUCUGUCCACCUGCAUGCCUCCAUCCAGCCGUCCUACUGUCCAUCCAUCCAUCGCGUCUGUCCAUCCAGCCGUCCCACCGUCUGUCCAUCUGUCCAUCCAGCCGUCCUACUGUCUGUCCAUCUGUCCAUCCAGCCGUCCCACUGUCCGUCCAUCUGUCCAUCCAGCCGUCCCACUGUCCGUCCAUCCAUCCCACUGUCUGUCCAGCCGUCCAUCCAGCCGUCCUACUGUCCAUCCAUCCAUCCCGUCUGUCCAUCCGUCCAGCCAGCCGUCCCACUGUCCAUCUAGCCAUCCGUCCCGCCGUCUCUCCAUCCGUCCAUCCAUCCAUCCCACUGUCCAUCCAGCUGUCCCACUGUCCAUCUAGCCAUCCAUCCCACCAUCUGUCCAGCCGUCCCACUGUCCAUCUAGCCAUCCAUCCCACCGUCUGUCCAGCCGUCCAUCCAUCCAUCCCACUGUCCAUCCAGCUGUCCCACUCUCCAUCUAGCCAUCCGUCCCACCGUCUGUCCAGCCAUCCCACUGUCCAUCUAGCCAUCCAUCCCACUGUCUGUCCAUCUGUCCAUCCGUCCAUCCGCCCCACUAUCAGUCCAGCCAUUCUGCCAUCCAUUCACCCAUCCUGCCAUUUGUUCAUCCGUCAGUCCAUCCGUCCCA